This is a messenger RNA of Sordaria macrospora k-hell, 1062 nucleotides long. RefSeq lists its product as uncharacterized. The record is from RefSeq and is a predicted model, not a curated record. Gene Ontology annotation, molecular function: mRNA binding; protein binding. NCBI's taxonomy places the organism in Eukaryota, Fungi, Ascomycota, Sordariomycetes, Sordariales, Sordariaceae. Gene Ontology annotation, biological process: maintenance of RNA location; mRNA splicing, via spliceosome. Gene Ontology annotation, cellular component: nucleus.
AUGGGUUCGGAACGCCCAGAAGACGACCACAGGUCGCGUCGCCGUGACGACUACCGAGACGACCCUAGAGACAGCAAAAGCAGCAACAGCAGACACAACAAGCACGAUUCGGCAGAAGACUCACAUAGACAUCGCAAGCGCUCUCGGGACCGGUCCCGCCACAGGUCUCGGUCUCCUAGACGAGAUCACCGAAGACGAUCCAGAUCACCAGACGCCAAAAAGCGCCGAUCGCGUUCGCGCUCACCACGCGACAGAGACAGAGGCAGAGACAGAGACAGAGACAGAGAUAGAGAGAGGAAAAGGGAAAGGGAUCGACAUAGAGACCGAGGAGACGGAGACAAGGACAAAGACGGCCAUUCGGCCAGAGACAGAGACAGGGAAAGGGAAAGAGACCGCCGCAGGGACCGCUCAUCAGAAAGACACUCUUCCCGGAAAGAAACACGACAGCUAGAUGACUCAAAGCCAGAAACAAAUAAUGCCGACAACAAGCGCAGCCUAAUCAAGCGAAGCGGCCCCUUACCCUCUCAAGGUGACACCUUUGCUGUCAGCACUGGCGAGGAACCCGAGAAACCCAAGGAGAAGCCGAACUUUGGCAACACAGGCGUGCUCGCCGCCCAGUCCAACACGGUUACGCAAGCCGACGGAACCACUGUCACACUCAAAUACCACGAGCCACCCGAGGCCCGCAAGCCCGCCCCUCGCGACCAGUGGCGGCUGUACGUCUUCAAGGGCGACGAGGUCAUCGACACCAUUGAACUGCACACGCGCAGCUGCUGGCUCGUCGGGAGGGAUCUGACCAUUGCCGACUUGCCAGCCGAGCACCCGAGCAUCAGCAAGCAGCAUGCCGUCAUCCAGUUCCGCUAUACGGAGAAGAGGAACGAGUACGGGGAUAAGAUCGGCCGUGUGAAGCCGUAUUUGAUCGACCUGGAGAGCGCGAAUGGUACCAAGCUCAACGGCGACAAGGUCCCGGAUAGUCGGUACCUGGAGUUGAGAGACAAGGACAUGAUCCAGUUCGGGUCCAGUACGAGGGAGUACGUGCUUAUGCUCCCGCCCAAGGAUUAA